Dermacentor albipictus is the source of this 909-nucleotide messenger RNA. RefSeq lists its product as uncharacterized. NCBI's taxonomy places the organism in Eukaryota, Metazoa, Arthropoda, Arachnida, Ixodida, Ixodidae. The record is from RefSeq and is a predicted model, not a curated record.
UAUAAAGUUGUUCUAAACAAGCAUCGUUCAGAACUUCUCGUACAGGGCUAUUGCAAGGGAAAGCUCGCAUUCAUACACGGCAACCGGGUUGCAAGACUAAUACUCUCUGCAACGGCACACUAGAAACAACGGACCGACCAGAAAAUUAAUUAGCAAACAUGGGGCCGGCGAAACUCCUUGUGCUAUUCGCUUUCUUCUCUUCAUCGUGUGCUGCGAUAUUCUACAGGACUGAUGAUUCAUGUGACUUCACGGACAUCCACCUAGACGACGAAAUGUUUUCCACGCUGCUGACCAAGCUCCCAGAAGGUAUCGAGUACGGUCCGCAGAGGUUCCACGCUCUCCUCCCAGGAAUCAAUGUCGGUGGAUUGACUGUGCAUGGCCUGAGCAAGCUCCGCCAGUUCGGGCCCCCAAUUCCUUACUGCACCAAAGGAAAGCGCAUGGUGCAAGUGGACUUCUACAAUGCUGAACCUAUAGAUUUCGCCGCGCCAUGGAUGGCUUGCUCAGACGAUAAAGGAAAGCUUAUCCUUCGCGCCCAGCACACGCGGUUCACAGCCCUAUUUACCAUUGCCGACUCCUCUCGCGAAGGCGUGAAGCUGGAAUUCGAGCGUGCACUUCCUGUUUCAACGCAGACCGUCCGCAUUGUUGUCGAAGGCAUUGGGCAUGGCGCGAGCGCCUUUCUUGAGGCUCUGAGCGCGCUUAUACCAAGUCUCCUUGAAGGAGCUUGGAACGCCCAAUUUUUGGAUAAUCUUCACAGGGCCUUCCGUAUGGCCCUUGAGUGACAUAAGCUGAAGGAAAAAAAUUGGUGUCAUCUCACUGAAACUAAACGCGAAAACACAACGAACAUGAUGUUCUACUAAUAUCGCUUUUGUUCAUUCCAAGAAAAAUAAUAAAAUGACUUACGUUUACGAA